Messenger RNA from Monascus purpureus, 4521 nucleotides. The record is from the annotation of a GenBank genome assembly. NCBI's taxonomy places the organism in Eukaryota, Fungi, Ascomycota, Eurotiomycetes, Eurotiales, Aspergillaceae.
AUGUCGACCCCAAACGAUCUUCAAUCUCUUCUGGCGAACAUCAGACCUCGUCCUUCUCCUGCGGGCAAUGCGUCUGGUCAAGAUUCUCGCCUGCCGCAAUACCCUCCACAGUACCAGCAGGGCCUGCGCCAGCCACAGCAACCUCUCCCCUACGAUGGCCAGGGCUUCCCCCAUCCUCAAUUCCAGCAGCAUGGAUAUCGCCAUCCUUCUGUGGCUUCGAUCUACAGCCCUUCGCCUGUUAACACCCCCCCUCAUAAUGGCUCUGACAUCAUCAGUCCCACUGUCCUGACUCCUCGUGUCGAAGGACAGUUGCAGCUCCAACAGCCACAGCCUAACCCCGAUCGCGCUGCAAGCUUGCUGAACUUGUUAAAAUUCAACCAAGCUGCUCAGGCUCCGCAGCAAAUCUCGGUUGCACCACCAACCCAGCCCAAGCCUUCUUCGGGCCAGGAAACUGGACCGGCUUCCAACCCUCAUGGGGGAGGUCUUUCGGCAUCGGAUCUGGUUGCUUCACUGUUUGGGGUACAAGGACCUGCGCCUUCUGCACCUGCUCCCGCCGUGCAGCCUGCCACAUCCCAAGCUCACCAGCCGACGCGCACUGGCUUGGGAGACGGUUCUUCAACACACCCUGCUCGGGCUGCAGACAAUACGCAGGAGAUGUUACUUCAGUUACUCAACCGCUCAAAGCCUGCCCAGGAACAGUCUGGAAGGAAUGCCGUGUCACAGGGAUUGGCUUCGCCGCAACGUUCUCAUUUCGAAACUCAGGAUUCGUCACUGCAGCACACGGAGCCUAGCUCUAAUGUACCUGGGCCUGAGAAGCCCACCGCGUCGUCACAGCAGCAAAUUACAAAGGAAUCGAUCUUCACGUAUGUCAACCCUUUUGAACAGUUGGCUGCUGUUUCUCCGCGAAAAAGAACCCCGCAGCCAAAGUCGCGGAGCGCAAGCCCGGCCGUUGAACUUGCGAAGAGCAAGAAGCCCAGCAUUAGCACAAAUGUCGAGCCAGAGGCGGUGACGAAGCCUUCUGCAGAACUGGAAGUCAAGAUUUCCUCCGAAUCCCACGUGGGAAGCGUGGAGGCCCCUAAAGAGCUUCCCGCUGUUGACCAAACUGAUCGCGAUGACAACAAAACCGUCGACAAAGUGGCCAAGGAGGAGUCUUCUUCAUUGGCUCCAUCCCAGAAAUUUGACUCCAAAACCGUGUUCUCCUCUCUUAGCAGCCAGACGCAAAGUGCCGCAUCUGAAAUGAAGGAGCCGAGCGGGGAGAGUGCCAAAGCCCACACGAAUGGUGCCUCGGCGACUGCCAGCAUGAAGGGUGACUCUGCCAAGGAGCCUACUAAUGGCGCCGCUGAUGGUCUCGCAGACAGCUGGGAGAGCGCAGAGGACAGCGCCGCAAAGGAAGAAGAACGGGUGGUCCCUGUGUAUAAUUUCCCAAUCCGUCCGUUCAUCACCAUAACGGUGAAAGCUAAUACCGGGAAAAUCGUGUCUCUUCGUGAUGAUGGCAUCAUGGACAUUGCCCGACUUAAAAAGGAUUUCGACCAACUGGACCGUUCACUAACUUCGGCUACGUCUGAGUAUAUCGUUUACGCACUCGUCAAAAGUGGAGGUAUGAGGAUCAUCCGCCAGGAUGACGGUAGUGACAAGCAGAUUUUCCGCUCCAGUCGUGAUCGCAUAUUCAACGUGGCCUUAUGCACCUCUUCACCAGCGGCUGGUGCAAUCAGAGACCAGGCAAUUCUAGGCAUUGGUGUCAGCGGAACCGUGUAUUGGGCCAUGAUCUCGCGUUCCGACAAGGACUUCUUUGAACUGGAUGCCUUGGAGAGCGAGAGUCUAGUUUUCCCCCCAUUCCCGGCAUCGGAUGAGAAUACCUCUGGUGGCCAGCUGAAAACGCGUGCCAAACGGAGUGCUCGUCAUCCGGAAUUCUUUGCCAUUGGGCGUGGGAAGAACAUCUAUGUGGUAUCUCCUCAAGCAGCUAUGAACUCCAUCUACAAUGUUUCAGGUGUUCAGCGCAUAGUCAAUACUGAAAAAUUCUUCAAAGAACGCGCUUUGAAAAUUUCAACAGGGAAGGCUGGGAAGGAUUUCGUUUUCAGUGAAGAUGAUACAGUUAUAGCUUCUCUUGAUAAAACGGGCCGAUUACGGUUCUGGGAUAUCCGUGAAGCCAUAACCAACCCAGAAUUCUUCGCUAGUGGUGGCGCCCAAUUCGAGGUCCGCAUACCAUUAAAUACCUUUGUCACAGGCUCUCCAACCGAGAAAUCUUGGCCGACAUCUGUUCUGUUCAUUGACAAGCUGCGGCCCCAUGUGAAAGCUACUGCGCUCCGCUAUGUUCUUGUUGGACUGAAGCAGAAUCACACCUUGCAGCUCUGGGAUAUUGGGCUAGGCAGGGCUGUGCAGGAGAUCAGGUUCCCUCAUGAGAACGAGUCGGAUGCCAUUUGCAGUGUUGCCUAUCAUCCGGGCUCAGGAAUCAUUGUUGUUGGACACCCGACAAGGAAUUCUAUCUACUUUUUGCAUUUGUCUGCACCUAGAUAUAAUCUGCAACCCAUGUCGCAGGCGUCUUUUGUCAAGCGUUCUAGUGAAAGGGAUAGUGAUUUGCCUAGGCCCGAGUCUACGGCAUGCCUGAGCGGCGUCCGAGAGAUUUCGUUCGCCUCCAAGGGACAGCUGAGGAGCUUGGACCUUCUUCCUAUCACAAAGACCCCAAGUGAUAAGCGGGGUGUGGAUGAGGACAAUGGUCUGUUCGAACUUUACGUGAUGCACUCCAGAGGAGUGACGUGCUUGAAUAUCAAGAAGGAAGAUCUAGGGUGGAGUGCAGAUAACAAGAUUAUUCGCCCGGUUAACGCCUUGGAGGACGGUUUCAUUGAGAUUGUCGAGCUUCAGACUUUCCCAAGCCCGGCUUCUGAAGAACCAUCUGUCAAUGGCGACACGGCAUCUACUCCUAGCAAGGGAGCAGCCAGGGAGACCCCUAAGAAGAUUUCUGAACUCAGCGUGGAGUCGGUCACCGUGCCAAGUGCAUCGCGCAAUGUGUCUCCCGCCAAACCUCAACUGAUGAAGAAGGCUGGGGAGGAGCAAGCUGAGGCGACGCCAAUCCCCACUUCGGACAAACCAGAAAAGAAGAAAAAGAAGAAGGUGGCAGUUACCGGUGAAGCCGCAUCGAGAGUGAAGGAGACCGGCACCGCCACACCAAGUGAAUUGGCACCUGACUUCCGACCUACAUCUUGCACACAACCCAUCAAGGAUUCUACCAAAGAACAACCUACCAUCAGUGGCAUCAAGCCUACAACGAUGGAAUCUUCUAGGUCUUACUUGGAGCCACCCACUGCCAGUGGCUCGAGUAGCCAGUGGAACAAGCACUUCGAGGACCUUCAGAGUAGCGUCUUUGGUGAGUUUAACAAGAGCCUUGGUCGCGAGUUUGAGGAACUAUUUCGACGCUUCGACGAAGAACGCCGUGCUUGGGAUGCAGGCGCGAUAGCCAAUCAAAUUUUGCGGCUCGUCUCCAGCACCCUUUCCGACAAUGUCGAGAAGAACCUCGCCCGUAUUGUUGAGAACUGUAUUCAAUCUCAGGUAGUGCCUGCGAUCAGCAGCCUUACUGCAGGUGCCGUGGGUAGACAGUUGAACGAUGCCAUCUCUCAGCAUCUUUCUGGAGUGAUUCCCCGCGAAUUACGCCGAGUUCUUCCUGACGCGGUCGCUCGUGCCGUGCAACUGCCAGAAGCUACGAAAACCGUGUCAGAUAUGGUCGCUCAGAAACUUGCAUCUCAGAUAGAGUGCGAACUGUCCAGCUCCUUACACAGUACGAUCGGCCCAGCUCUCAAUGCCGCUGCUCAGGGUUCCGUGGAGAAGGUUGGAAGCAAUCUGGAAAAACAGCUGCAGGCGCAGUUAAAGCAUUACGAAGCUCAGCGCCACAAUGACUCAGCCAAGAUCGAUAAACUGACUACACUCGUCAGCAGCCUGUCUGACACUGUCUCUUCGAUGGCAGCAGCCCAGGCCAGCUUUCAGAACGAAAUUUUGAGGCUCAACCGUAUUCUGGCUUCUCAACAGGCAGAAGAUGACAAACUCGCUUUGCAGCAGUCGACGGCACCUGCUUCUGCUCAUCCUCGUGAGGUUCCUAGACAGAGGACUCCUGAAGAGAUUGAGCUGGCCGAGAUUGGUCAGUUGAUGAAUGAAGGCCGGUACGAGGAGGGAUCAGUGAGGUGGCUCCAGUCUACUCAGCAAGCCGACCUGUUCGAUAACCUCUUUGUGCGUCUCAAUCCUGCAUACUUGACGGGUCUUUCUCCUAUUGUCGCGCUGUCAGUCGGUGUAGCUGUCACAUCCUCUCUCCAGACCAACAUUGCGGAACGUCUCGCGUGGCUGGAAGUUGUCCUCCAGACCAUUGAUCUCAGAGACCCGGAUAUUCGUGAAGUCGCGCCUAAGAUUAUGGACAUCCUCACUCAACGCCUGGAGAGUCUGUACAUGACCAUUGCUGAAAAUACCCCACAUGAUCCUAUCCUGCGCAAGAUCCCGCCACUUUCUCGCCGUGCACGAGAGCUACGUGGCCCUCAGUAG